Molecule: messenger RNA, 1080 nt
Organism: Ochotona princeps (American pika)
Lineage: Eukaryota; Metazoa; Chordata; Mammalia; Lagomorpha; Ochotonidae
Gene: SFXN1
Product: sideroflexin 1
Exons: 10
Coding region: 8-976 (322 amino acids)
Biological process (GO): monoatomic ion transport; serine import into mitochondrion
Cellular component (GO): mitochondrial inner membrane
Molecular function (GO): monoatomic ion transmembrane transporter activity
Source: RefSeq, a predicted model, not a curated record
GACGACAAUGUCUGGAACACUCCCACCCAACAUUAACAUCCGUGAGCCUCGAUGGGACCAAAGCACUUUCAUCGGGCGUGCCAAUCAUUUCUUCACCGUUACGGAUCCCAGGAACAUUCUGUUAACCAACGAACAACUAGAGAAUGCAAAAAAAAUAGUCCAUGAUUACAGACAAGGAAUUAUUCCUCUAGGUCUCACAGAAAAUGAGUUGUGGAGGGCCAAGUACAUCUACGACUCGGCGUUUCACCCCGACACGGGUGAGAAGAUGAUCCUGAUAGGGCGGAUGUCAGCUCAGGUCCCCAUGAACAUGACCAUCACCGGCUGCAUGAUGACAUUUUACAGGACCACGCCGGCUGUGCUGUUCUGGCAGUGGAUCAACCAGUCGUUCAACGCUGUGGUCAAUUACACCAACCGGAGUGGAGACGCGCCCCUCACUGUGAAGGAACUGGGGACAGCUUAUGUGUCUGCGACGACGGGGGCUGUGGCCACAGCUCUGGGACUGAAUGCGCUCGCCAAGCACGUGUCCCCUCUGAUAGGACGCUUCGUGCCCUUUGCUGCGGUGGCCGCGGCCAACUGCAUCAACAUUCCGUUAAUGAGGCAAAGGGAACUCAAAGUUGGCAUUCCUGUCACCGAUGAGAAUGGCAACCGCUUGGGUGAGUCGGCGAAUGCUGCACAGCAGGCCAUCGCUCAGGUUGUCAUAUCCCGGAUUCUCAUGGCAGCCCCUGGCAUGGCCAUCCCUCCAUUCAUCAUGAACACUUUGGAAAAGAAGGCCUUCUUGAAGAGGUUCCCGUGGAUGAGCGCCCCCAUUCAGGUUGGAUUAGUCGGCUUCUGUCUGGUGUUUGCAACGCCCCUGUGCUGCGCCCUGUUUCCCCAGAAGAGUUCCAUGUCUGUGACCAGCUUGGAGGCGGAGCUGCAGGCCCAGAUCCAGGAGUCCCAUCCUGAAUUACAGCACGUGUACUUCAAUAAAGGAUUGUAGAUUCGAGAGAGACACCUCCGCAGCUCCGUCCUGCUGCCUGCAAGCCUGGUGGAGCCAUGUCAGUGAGGAGACACCCCGUUUGGCCUGCGUGCUCCCAGGUGCAA